Molecule: messenger RNA, 810 nt
Organism: Pseudo-nitzschia multistriata
Lineage: Eukaryota; Bacillariophyta; Bacillariophyceae; Bacillariales; Bacillariaceae
Source: the annotation of a GenBank genome assembly
GCACGCGAAAAACUUUUCAGAAAAAACUCCCGGAGAACAUCCCUCUAAAAGCACACCAAACGUUGACACCACUUCUUUUGUACAACUUUCGUUCUUGGCCUUCCAUCGGUUUGACUGAAUCGGUCCCCUUCUCGUCUACGUGACUGCAAUGAAGUCUCCUAGCAGUAAACAACUGCUAUUGGUCGUCCUCAUUUUUGCCGCAACAAACGUCAGAGGAUUCCAGAAACAAAAAGGUAGCGGAAGGAAAGCCAACUCGAACUAUCUCGAUUCUCUUACGCCCAAGUCAACUGAGAUUCCACCACCGACUAUGCAGGGAACAGCUCCGGAAGAGGACACAACAACCGAAAUACCGGACGAGCACUACUCAAAAGCACACUUUGGAGCUGGAUGGACAGGAUACAAACAUCCUUUGUACGGUGGAUACCUGGACCACUUAAACGACAAUACCAAAAAUAGUGGAGACCAAAAGGCUGCGAUAGACGCCAAACCGAUUCCUCCUGCUGCGAGCAGCGAUGCGGCCGGAACCAACUCUGCCAUUUUGCAAGCCGGAAAAAAAGCCGACUACGGCGACGACAUUCGAUGGGGUGCCCAGGUCUAUUUGGACAAUCUCUGAACAAAUCAGAAAACUUGUGCGAUAGGCACAUAACGUAUGAACCGGUUCAUAAAGCGAACAAGUCGGCUUGAAUCAUCCCGCAUACGUGCCUACCUGUCUCCAUUUAUGCCAACCACACGCGUGAGGUUGAAAAGACACAACCAAACAGUACAUUGAAAGGAUGAAACGAACCGGUAGAAGAAACACACAUCGAUUGG